CAGAAACCCCGCCUAUUUCUACAAUUUAUAUUCUUAAAAUGUGAUUUUAAACCCAACRUUAACCACACUGCUAACCCRGACCUUAAAUUAACACCAAAAAGCAACACAAAUAAUAAUCAUGAAUAUUAACGAUAUAGAACAAUUUGGYCAUUGUGGGUGUGGUAACCGAACUAGCUAGCAAGCAAAGUCAUCAGAUGUUUAGUUAGACAACCGAUCCACAAACUAUUGAAUGUWCGCAAUGUUCUUCUGAGAAAUAGACUUGUUGACAAGUCAAUUCAAUAGRUGCACAGAGUGGCGGGGAUGCUGAAUCAAAAUGGGAAACAUUUUCGCCAGAAAGAGACGCACGCGAGUCACAGAGCAGGACAGGGCAGUUUUGCAAUUGAAACAGCAGAGAGAUAAGUUAAAGCUGUAUCAGAAGAGAAUCAACCUGCAGCUGGAGAAGGAGAGGAAUCUAGCCAAGCAGCUGCUGAAAGAUGGCAAGAAAGAGAAGGCCCUCCUCUUGCUCAAGAAGAAGAGAUACCAAGACCAGCUCCUGGACAAGACAGAAAACCAGAUAAGCAACCUGGAGCGAAUGUGUCAAGACAUUGAGUUUGCCCAGAUUGAGAUGAAGGUCGUUGAAGGCCUUAAAGUUGGAAACGACUGCCUGAAGUCAUUGCAUGAGGCGAUGUCCAUCGAGGAUGUGGAGAGAAUUAUGGAUGAGACCCAAGAAGGCAUUGAAUACCAGAGGGAAAUAGAUGAGAUGCUGGCAGGUUCCCUGACACAGGAGGAUGAAGAUGCUGUACUGGCUGAACUGGAGGCCAUCACUCAGGGAGAGCUUGGCCUACCCGAGGUACCUGACGAAUCCCUGCCAGACGUCCCAGAGGCAGCUGAUGAAGAACCAGAGCCAGGUCAAGAGAGGGAGAGGCCAAGGAAGAAGCAGGAAAGAGGGAUGAUGGCUGUCUAGGGGCCUGUCUGUUCGCCAGGUGACUCUGUGGGUCUUGGUACGCCGGCCACUAUAUCCCCCUCAUAGGGGUCUCAUGCCCCCCCCCCCCCCCCCCCCCCACACUCACACACACACACAAAACCACAACCACAGAUUAUCUUCACCAUCUCUUCCAGUCCCUCACCUCCAAGACUGAACUUCCUGGUGCCCUGCUAAGCCUUGGCCUUGUGAGCCCCAAUACUGCUUUAUAAUCCUCUUGUGGAUUCAACCACCCCAUCACUCCAACUAUGGUCAUGGACUUUUCACAUCAUUGCCUGCAGGUUCUCUCCUAUUUUUUUGGUUCAUGUUUAGGGCCUAUUUAGACACAUAAUCAAUAAAUUAGUGGUUUGAUUUACAUAAUAAUGUGCCUAUUGCCUAAGUCCCAUGACGGGUAUGUUUUUUAAAAUCUUCUGUUAACGGACAAAUUAUGUAAUUAACAGACAAAUUAAUGCAUGUGUCUCUUUUCUUCUUUCUUUCUUUCUUUUCAACCUUUUGUGGCUCAGGCCUACUAUCUGACCACAGAGCACAUUCUCUUUGGGAGGAAUAGACAUGCAGACUGUCUUUCAAAAUCAUUACCGUUGGGAUGGUUUUCAGAACCUUGCCUAGUCUUAGUUAAGAAUGUCUUGAUUGCUAACAAACUGUCAAUAAUGGAUAUGACUUUGGCUUUGGUUUCAACUUGUUGAUUGGGGACCAAAAUCCUUACAAUAAUACUGACCUAUUUGCUAAAGCCUCCAUUUCAUGUAAAUUCUAUAUUCUUCCUCGCUGUGCAACAGUUUAACUAAUCUAAUGCUCCAGUAGCGUUGGCUUGGGAAUUAGCUCAGUGUCAUUGGGGGAAAGGGCUAAUUGUUUUGUCAGUGGGCUUACUAACUUAACUCUGUAUCCCAGACUGACUUACUAACUUAACUCUGUAUCCCAGACUGACUUACUAACUUAACUCUGUAUCCCAGACUGACUUACUAACUUAACUCUGUAU
Molecule: messenger RNA, 1934 nt
Organism: Salvelinus sp. IW2-2015
Lineage: Eukaryota; Metazoa; Chordata; Actinopteri; Salmoniformes; Salmonidae
Product: charged multivesicular body protein 6
Biological process (GO): late endosome to vacuole transport via multivesicular body sorting pathway; vesicle budding from membrane
Cellular component (GO): ESCRT III complex; multivesicular body
Source: RefSeq, a predicted model, not a curated record